Molecule: messenger RNA, 1741 nt
Organism: Durio zibethinus
Lineage: Eukaryota; Viridiplantae; Streptophyta; Magnoliopsida; Malvales; Malvaceae
Product: transcription factor UNE12-like
Biological process (GO): regulation of transcription by RNA polymerase II
Cellular component (GO): nucleus
Molecular function (GO): DNA-binding transcription factor activity, RNA polymerase II-specific; protein dimerization activity; RNA polymerase II cis-regulatory region sequence-specific DNA binding
Source: RefSeq, a predicted model, not a curated record
UACAUUGUUUACCACGAUAAAAAGCCACUCCUUUUCGUGCUUCUUUGUCUCUCUUUUAUCUUUCUCUCUCCGUUUCCCUCUGAGAGCUGAAGAACAGAGAAAAGAAAAAAAAGGCCGAGCAAAGCCAAACCUCUAAACUUUCCCCUUCUCACCGAGAGAGAAAGAUUAAAGCAAGAAAAGAAAAGAAAAGAAAAUACUUCGUUUUUCUUUUAAUAUAUUUCUUCUUGUUUUAAUUAAUUUUGUUGGGUUCAUUUCUCUUUUGGCAUUUCCUUUUAGCAUGUAGAUGCUCUUUGGUAGCCCUAACUCGCCACUUCGACUCAAUUCAAACUCACUUCCAGCACUAUCUUUUCGAUUUACUCAUGGCUAAUAACCCAAACGAGGCCCCCGCCGAUGACUUCCUUGAGCAAAUCCUCGGACUCCCUAACUUCGCGCCUUCUGAGACGGGCUUAGCGGGACCCGACGGUGGAUUGGCUGGAACCGCUGCUGGAGCUGGAACGCCAAUGAUUCUGCAGCUGAGCUCCGGUGAUGGGACCGGACAUCUCGGCACAAUCGGCGGCGGGGGAAGCGGUGCAUUUCACGGACAGGUUUUUCCGUUGGGGUUGAGCUUGGACGAAGGUAAAGGCGGGUUUAUGAAGCCCGAGGAAGCUUCCGGUAGCGGCAAGCGCUUUCGCGACGAGGUCGUCGACGGCAGAGCUUCGUCUGUAAAAAAUGUUUUCCAUGGCCAACCUAUGCCAGCAACUGUUGCUGCAGCACCACAUCCACCAGCAAUGCGUCCAAGGGUGCGGGCUAGACGAGGACAGGCCACAGAUCCACAUAGCAUUGCUGAACGGUUGCGCAGGGAGAGAAUUGCUGAAAGAAUCAGAGCAUUACAGGAACUUGUUCCUAGUGUUAACAAGACUGAUAGAGCAGCCAUGCUUGAUGAAAUUGUAGAUUAUGUGAAGUUCCUGAGGCUCCAAGUUAAGGUUUUGAGCAUGAGUAGGUUGGGCGGGGCUGGUGCAGUGGCACCACUUGUAACGGACAUCCCACUAUCAUCAGUUGAGGAUGAAAGUGGUGAGGGUGGAAGAAGCCAACCAGCAUGGGAGAAAUGGUCAAAUGAUGGCACGGAGCGACGUGUAGCUAAACUCAUGGAAGAAAAUGUUGGAGCUGCCAUGCAAUUCCUUCAAUCAAAGGCUCUUUGCAUCAUGCCCAUCUCACUGGCCACGGCAAUUUACCACACGCAACCACCGGAUACCUCCUCUAUUGUUAAGCCAGAAACAAAUCAUCCUGCAUAGGCCUGAAGAAGAAAAAAGGAAAAAAAAAGGGUAUGCAUCCCUCAGUCCAUCCUGGGUCCCGCACUUUAUUUGUCCUCUUCUAACCCUCCACGAAAAUAAGUGGUUUGCUGUCUUCAAAUUGCAAUCAAAGUCAGAUACCAUAGCUCUUAUUUUUUGGCGUUUCUUUCCAGCUUUUUUUCAAACAGGGUUUGAUGUCAAUGCCUAAAAAAAACAGGCAGGCCCUUGAUGUAUUGACAAGUUCAAAGUAAAGUUAACGAAUUGUCAAAGCUCACUCGAUAUGCUCUUCCUUUUUGUGUCAAUGGUGGGGGUAGUGGACGAUGAUGGAAGCACUUUUGUAGUGGGGCGCUGCUUUUUGGUCAGUGGGUCGUGGGACCUACAAAAUGAAAUGAUGAGUAUAUAACUAUUAUAUUUAUUAUUAUAAUUGUAACAGUUAAUUUUCAGAGGAAAAAUGGUUGGGUAGUCUUCUAAAA